GGCCUCAGGAAUGCACCGUUUAUACUGUUACAUUAUCUAUCACUACAGAGUAAAUCAUUUUCGAAAAAAAUCUGACAGCUUUUGCACUUCAUACAGUUUAACUAGACUAAUUUAAUUUAUUUUUAACAUAGCAAAACAUGUGCAGAUGUUACCAUGGUUACAAGGGUAUCCAAACACAGCAAAUUUCUUGAAGCAAUGCACUUUCAUUCAUUAACAUUGCCUGAAAUAAAUGACACACAUCUGUAACGUCAGAGAAACUCUCUACAAACUGUGAACAUGCACAAAGUGGAUUUGCCUGUGGACCAGUCUGUAGAAAAGGCUGUGGAGAGGAGAAGAGCUGCAGAAACAGCACGCAAGGGCCGCAUCUUCAACACCAGGCUACGCGUGUUGGGCAUCGACGUGGACGCUCUGAACCAGCAAGUCCAGGAGAAAAGACAUCAGCAAGACACAGAGAAACAACGAGACAAAGCUUUCGAUAAGCUGAGAAAAUAUCAAGAUGAAGCACUGCUGCAGCAAGACAUUGAUGAAAAAGAGAAGCGAGAGGCUUUGCAUAUUGAUCUGGCCCAGUAUUGGGCCACUCAUCAGCGAGCAGAGGACUCUCGUGAUGCUGAUCUAAAGUGUGGCCUGGAGGGGGCGUUCAAGAGCACCAUUCCAGAGAGCGAGCUGGGGCCUGCCAGUAUGCAAAUAUUUCAGGGAGAGGAUAUCGGAGAGGAGCAAAGGAAGAGAAAACAAAUGAAAAUGACAGAAAGAGAUCUGCAAGUGCAGAUGGAUGACAAUGAAAGAAGGCACAUGGCAGCCAAGCACAGAGAGAUGCUCCUGAGCAGAGAGCUGGUGCAUCAAGACCUAAGGGGCGUUCAACAAGCUGCACUAGAGGAGGAGUGUAAGAAAGCUGCCUGCAUCGCGCUCGACAGCUACAAUCAGGCUCUGGCUGCAGAGCGAGCAGAGAAAUUAAAGGAGAAACACAGGAUAGAGGAAAGGGAGAAUCUCGCUGAGAUGUGGCACACAAUGACAUCUGACAUGAUGACAGAGUGUGCAGAGGCGGCAGAGAAGGAGGUGGGAGGAGGGAAGGCACCACAGGUUCUGCCAGACAGGUGGAAGGGGAUGAGUCCUGAGCAGCUGAAAACCAUCUACAGGGAGAGAGAAGAGCAGCGCCUUGAGAGACAGAGACAACGUGAUGCUGAAAAGCUUCAGGAGGCAGCUUGGGGCCUCCAGCAGCUGAAGCUGUCCAGAGAAGCAGAGGAGGAGGAGAGGAGGGCAGCCGAGCUGAGGAGAGAGCAGAGGAUUCAGAUGGACGAGUACAACAAGCAGCUGGCCAGAGAGCAGCAGGCACAUCAGGAGUACUUGAACAAGAAGCUGUACACCAACAAACCUACCAAGGACUACUUUUAUCAAUUCAACACCAGCUCCCGAUGACCACCACACCCGCUUUCCCUCCUGUGUCAGUGUGCUAAUAAAAUCAAUUGAUUGUUGCAUUCAUAAUUAAUGUGGAAUGAAUAAAUGGUUAGUCAAUACUUCAUGUUUAUUCAGUGAAAUAUAUAGCAUUGGCUGCAAUACUGACAAUAAAGGGACCCUUUUUUGUUA
Molecule: messenger RNA, 1581 nt
Organism: Acanthochromis polyacanthus (spiny chromis)
Lineage: Eukaryota; Metazoa; Chordata; Actinopteri; Pomacentridae
Gene: ribc1
Product: RIB43A domain with coiled-coils 1
Exons: 8
Coding region: 277-1413 (378 amino acids)
Source: RefSeq, a predicted model, not a curated record